Molecule: messenger RNA, 1770 nt
Organism: Meloidogyne enterolobii
Lineage: Eukaryota; Metazoa; Nematoda; Chromadorea; Rhabditida; Meloidogynidae
Source: the annotation of a GenBank genome assembly
AUAAAGAUGGUUGAGAAAGUCAAUGACGUAGUUACCCAAGUUGUUUCGGCCAAAUCUUCGGAUAAUAAUAAUAACGUUUCUGAGGCCGUUGCUGCCAAUUCGCCGUCGAACAAGAACUCGCCUAACAAGUCUGACUUGCUUAAAGUUUUGGCUUUCCAAUUCUUCGAAGCUUAUUACACCAAGCUGAGUGACCAUCCGGAUGACAUUGGUACUUUCUAUGGAGAUGAUUCUAGCUUUGUUUUGGGUGAUGUUGAGGAGACGGGCCGUGAGAACAUCCAACGCGCCAUUGAGAAGAUGAAUUUUGGAGCUUGUAAGUCGCGCUUUUAUUCGGUCAAAGCUGCGCCGGAGAUGGGUGACAACUGCAAGGUCUUCCAAGUUUGUGGUGAGCUAACGCUUAAAGGACAGCCGGCUCCACGUCGCUUCUGUCAAACGAUCGUCCUUUCUUGUGUGCCGCCUAACGUACUUUAUGUUAAGAGCAACAUCUUUCAGUGGUUGGACAUUGCUUUUCCUAUGAAUAGCAGCGAAAAGGUUUAUUUCAUCUCUGCUCCGGCAACUAUUCCGGCACCUGCGUCGAUCACUCCUGUCGAAAAUGGGACUUGCAACAUCAACAAAUCUAUUGAGAAGGAUGUUGUUGUUACCACUAGUGUUGAGCCAAUUCUUAAUGGAGGGGUUAUUUUGACCAAUGGAGGAAGUACUCAUCAAUCACCAAAGCCGGCUGCUAAUUUGGCUAUUGUCUCUAUGACUACUGAGGCGUUAAUUGCUCCUCCUCCUGGGUUGGAAAAGGUGAACGAGAAUGUCUUGCCUCUUCAAACAAACAAGUCUCCGCUUCCGAUUCAUUCGGUGAGCGGAACGCCUAGUCCGCAUCAAAACGAAGUUGUUGAAGUUGACAAAGGACAAUUUACGAUUCCAACUUCGGAUUCCACCAACAAGAUUGUCACCACUCCUUCGCCAACUCUCAACAACAAUAUUACUGACGAUCAAAAGAUGAAGCGCCCAUCUCCAAUGAAACAACAGCAACAACAACAUUCGAAUGUCAAAUCUGAGCCAAAGUCGUGGAAUAAAGUUGUUAGUGGUGGACAAAAUAAAAUGCCAAAUAUUCAACCAAAUGUUACUACUACAACAACUGUUCCAAUAAAAUCUUCGAUUGAUGUUAAAAAGACUAUGCAAUCUCAAGAUAUUGGUCCAGUUAAUAAUACACAAAAGCAACGUCAAUCUCCUCCACAAAAACAACAUCUUGCUGAAAAUAACAACGUUGGUGGACAGCCACAGCAAAAGCGCUUCUCUUCCCUCGGUGACGACAAUACUGGUAAAAACAACAAUCAAAAACAACAACAAAUGUCGCAAUCGACUAAAUUUGUGGCGCCGCGAAGAGAUUGGCCCCAUCGAAUUUACUUCAACAACCUUGUAAAACCUGGACAUUUUCUGGACUUUAAAACUGGACAGAAAGAACUGAUGAAGGAAAUUAUGACGAUCACCCCAGGAGUUGAAUUUGUUGGCAUAAAACCACUUUCGCUUCGCAAGGAGUACAAAACCGCUUUUGGCUUUAUCGACUUUACUACUGGAAAUGAUGUUCAGAAUGUUUAUGAUGCUGCUAAAAAGACUGGAGAGAAGCGAGGAGGCGAUAAAGGAGGAGGUGGCGGAGGACUUCAAUUGAGAGUUUCUAUUCCAACAUUUGAAUUUGAUGGUUAUAUCACUCUGACUUCAGACAAGACAAACAACUUGGCUCCUGGAAACGGCACCGACAACAAUAAUAAUAAUAAUUUUAGAUAA